AGAGUACUGCGGGAAGCAUCGUGUAUAUAUAAUGGUAGCGCGAACGGGAAAGUAAUACCAUUGAAUCUUCGACUGUCAAGAAUAUAACUACCAAGGAUGAGAACCGCAAUAUUAUCAGUUAACAUUACUUUCUUCUUUCUACUUUGUAUUUGCUAUCUUCAUUCAGUACAAGUAGCGGCUUCCGAAAUAUGUCCCCUAGAAAAUUGUCUACCGCCCGAAAAAUGUGAGACGCUUAUUAGAGAUAAAUCUGUUACAUGUUCGAGUGAAGGAGAUGAAUGUUGCAGUGUUGUUAAAAGCGAGUUCCGAACUCAUUGCAGACAUCAUGGAGGUAUUUGUAUGGACCGAUGUGGUCCAACAGUUCAAAGAAAUGCCGUAGAUUGCCAGGAUGGUCAAAUGUGUUGCGUUCUUGUUUAACAAUAAAAAUUUUAAUUCUAAAUUUAGUUUUUUUAUAAUAAAAAAAAAAAAGUUACAUUCAAAGUAGUUCUGCAAUUAUUUAUAAUUAAUAUUUAAACCAAAAAAAUGUCAGAAUCAUGAUUUUAUUUUUUACAUCGUUUAAAUAAAAAAAAAAAAACAUUGCCUUGAAA
This is a messenger RNA of Leptopilina boulardi, 584 nucleotides long. RefSeq lists its product as uncharacterized. The coding region runs from base 97 to 414 and encodes 105 amino acids. NCBI's taxonomy places the organism in Eukaryota, Metazoa, Arthropoda, Insecta, Hymenoptera, Figitidae. The transcript has 3 exons. The record is from RefSeq and is a predicted model, not a curated record.